Molecule: messenger RNA, 1930 nt
Organism: Penaeus monodon (black tiger shrimp)
Lineage: Eukaryota; Metazoa; Arthropoda; Malacostraca; Decapoda; Penaeidae
Exons: 5
Coding region: 184-1848 (554 amino acids)
Cellular component (GO): extracellular region
Molecular function (GO): chitin binding
Source: RefSeq, a predicted model, not a curated record
GACGGCGGAAACGGAGGUGGUGACGGAGACGGCGGAAACGGAGGUGGCGGUGGAGACGGCGGUAAUGGAGGAAAUGGUGGAAGCAUCGACGGCUGCGUCAUUGAUUGCUCCCUCGGAAAGUAUCUGCCACAUCCAAGUGACUGCCGCAAGUUCAUCCAGUGUGCCCCGUAUGGUCCUGAAGAGAUGCCUUGUGCUCCUGGAACGGUCUGGAACCAACAGAAACUCACCUGUGAUCACGAAUGGGCUUCUCCGUGUGUGACAGGCCGCUACUUGACUCCGGAAGGUCUGCCAUGUGGAGGAGGUAGUGGUGGAAAUGGAGGUGGAGGUGGAGACGGCGGAAACGGAGGUGGUGGCGGAGACGGCGGAAACGGAGGUGGCGGUGGAGACGGCGGUAAUGGAGGAAAUGGUGGAAGCAUCGACGGCUGCGUCAUUGAUUGCUCCCUCGGAAAGUAUCUGCCACAUCCAAGUGACUGCCGCAAGUUCAUCCAGUGUGCCCCGUAUGGUCCUGAAGAGAUGCCUUGUGCUCCUGGAACGGUCUGGAACCAACAGAAACUCACCUGUGAUCACGAAUGGGCUUCUCCGUGUGUGACAGGCAGCUACUUGACUCCAGAAGGUCUGCCAUGUGGAGGAGCUAGUAACGUGAAUGAGGGUGGAAGCGGUGGAAACGGAGAUGGAGGUGGUGACAUCUGUCAGGAUGAAAUGAGUGCCUGUAGAUUCUGGGCUGCCAAUAAUGACUGUUACUGCAAGCCAACCGAUGGGGAUUGUUCAUGGCAAGAAUAUGUUGCCAAGACAUGUCCCAAGAGUUGUGGAACAUGUAAUGAAGGUAAUGGCGGAAAUGGAGGGGGAGACGGUGGAAACGGAAGUGGAGACGGUGGAAACGAAGGUGGAGACGGCGGGAACGGAGGUGGAGGUGGAAACGGAAGUGGAGACGGCGGAAACGGAGAUGGAGACGGUGGAAACGGAGGUGGAGGUGGAGACGGCGGGAACGGAGGUGGAGAUGGUGGAAACGGAGGCGUUGAUGGAGACGGCGGAAACGAAGGUGGUGAUGAAGGUGAAGAAUGUCCAUUUUCAUGCCCAGAAAAGGAGGGUCUUUUCUCUCAUCCUCGGGAUUGUAAGAAAUGGAUUCACUGUUCUCACAGUAUACCAUUUGUCAAGAAGUGUCCCCUCCAUCUUCAUUUCAAUCCCGUCAAACGAGUGUGUGACUGGCCGUUUAAUGCCCAGUGUAUCGCUACUCCUGAUGCUGACUGCCAGAUUCCAGAGUCUGUGCUUCCCACACAGCCCCCUGAUAUGAAGCCUGACAUUUGUGACUGUGAGUGCUGCCUCAGACCUCAUCCCGAGGAUUGCACAGCCUACUAUUACUGUGAGCCAAAUGCAAGCGCCGUAUUCCACACCUGUUCCGAAGGGCUUGUGUUCAACCCACAGUUGAGUCAAUGUGUUCUUCAAGUAGAUUACCCACAGUGUCAACCUGAGAGACACCCAACUUGCGAUCCUACGUGCGAAUGUCUGUAUCCUGCUCAAAGCUGCUCAGAAUACUACAUUUGUAAUGGUGAUGGCAUUCCUGUUAAAUAUGAAUGUAUGGGAGGGCUUUACUUCAAUGACCAGAAACACACGUGUGACCUCCCUGAAAAUGUUUCCUGUGAGGAAAGGCGUAAAAGAAAUGAAAUAGACCCUACGACAGAACAACACUACAUCUUACCGGAAGAGUGUAAGGAUCUGCAAGGAAUGUAUGCCAUUAAGGACACACCAAGUUCGUAUUACCUUUGCAAUCACGGCGUAGCCUUUGAAAUGCGAUGUCCAGAUGGUGGGGUGUUCUCAAGCAAAGCAAAGAAAUGCAUCUUAAGGAAGUAAAUAGUAGGCUACAUACACACAAAAAGAAACAAACAAACUACAUAAAGGUUACUGACAGAUUACAGUUCUUUUCAAACCUGUA